Molecule: messenger RNA, 2154 nt
Organism: Plectropomus leopardus (leopard coralgrouper)
Lineage: Eukaryota; Metazoa; Chordata; Actinopteri; Perciformes; Serranidae
Gene: pgr
Product: progesterone receptor
Biological process (GO): regulation of DNA-templated transcription
Molecular function (GO): sequence-specific DNA binding; zinc ion binding; DNA-binding transcription factor activity
Source: RefSeq, a predicted model, not a curated record
GUCUGUGUGGCGCGCUCCGCAGUUCAGAAAAAUGGACAAUAAAAUAGCCGGAGGGAUGGGGACCAUCAGUACUACCAUCGCUGAUUCCACCGAUGGAAGAGUGGGUGGCAUUACUGAAGCUGGGUAUAUUGAUCCGAAAUUAUCCAACGAGUCACAGUCUCUGACCUGCCUGUCCUCCGUGCGUAAUUUUGAAAACGCUGGCACACCUUUCCAUGGUUUAAACUCAAGCGGCGAAAGUGCAGUUUUCAAAGACUGUGCCAUACUCGAUGGUCCUGUCGCUGGGAAACAGUUUUAUGACUGUAGCAGUGAGUAUCUGAAGUGUGACACUGUGCCGUGGGAAGAUUUUCCAAAAGUUCAAAGGACGAAUGUGGCCGAAAGUUUAACAACAACUAGAGCGUUUAAAUUCAUCAAAGAUGAAGAGGAGCCGUCUGUGAUUAUGGACACGCGCUGUGCCAACUUUGAUCCAGCGGCGGAGAUACCUGCUCUGGACACCUGCUGUGAUAUCGACAGGAAGCAGCAGCUGGGACUCAGCGAGGGAGAGUCGACCAGCUUUCCCCCGGCCGCCACGGCUCCCCGCCCAGGGCUGGAGGGAUCUCCAAACUUUCUGAUCGACCUAAACCAGCCCGAGCAGCUGCAGGCGCUGACCCAGGUGAGGACUGACUCAAGGUGCGGGUUGUCCGGGAAGGCUGUCAUCAACUUUAAUGCCAACGCGCACGCAGCCCAGCAAAUGGCCAUGUACAAGAGCGAGGUUCCCCGUUGGCAGGUGCAGCCGGCUGAGUCCCAGUACUGGUCCCAGUGCGCAGGAGCGACCAAGGACCCGUUCGCACAUAGCGGCUAUGAUGGGAUCCAGAAUCAGGCCCUGAUCCAGAGAAACCAAUCACCUUUCUCCGCAUUCCCUGGUAUGCCACCUCAGAGACUGUGUGUGAUCUGUGGCGAUGAGGCCUCUGGUUGCCACUAUGGAGUCCUGACCUGCGGGAGCUGUAAAGUCUUUUUUAAAAGAGCUGUUGAAGGCCAUCAUAGCUAUCUUUGCGCUGGGCGAAAUGACUGCAUUGUGGACAAAAUUCGGAGGAAAAAUUGCCCCGCAUGUCGCCUGCGAAAGUGCUAUCAAGCGGGGAUGAUGCUUGGAGGCAGGAAGCUGAAGCGCUUUGGGGCCUUGAAAGCCUUGGGUAUGGCCCCGUCCCUGAUGUUCCAGUCCCACUUGGCCAUGUCCGGCGACAAUCAGGCCUUGACAUCUAUGUCUUGCAUACCAGGAAUCCGUGAGGUGCAAUUCUCCCAAACCAUCAUCAAUAUCCUGGAAAACAUCGAACCAGAGAUCGUGUACUCUGGUCAUGACAGCACCCAGUCUGAUGCUCCGCACAUCCUGCUAAACAGCCUCAACAGGCUGUGUGAGAAACAGCUGCUGUGGAUCGUCAAGUGGUCCAAGUCUCUGCCAGGGUUUCGUAAUCUUCACAUCAAUGAUCAGAUGACCCUUAUCCAGUACUCGUGGAUGAACCUGAUGGUGUUCUCUCUCGGCUGGCGAUCCUUUCAGAAUGUCACCAGUGAAUAUUUAUACUUUGCACCUGAUCUGGUUCUUAGUCAGGAGCAAAUGAGGAGAUCUCCAAUUUAUGACCUCUGCCUGGCGAUACAGUUCAUCCCUCAGGAGUUUGCGAACCUCCAAGUCACCCGCGAGGAGUUUCUCUGCAUGAAAGCCAUAAUAUUACUCAACACAGUGCCUCUCGAGGGACUCAAAAGUCAGGCCAUAUUUGAAGAGAUGAGACAAAACUACGUCCGGGAGCUGACCAAGGUGAUCCACAUGAAGGAGAAGGGCUUGGUGGCCAGCUCGCAGCGAUUCUACCACCUCACCAAACUCAUGGAUGCCAUGCAUGAAAUAGUGAAAAAGGUCAACCUGUUCUGUCUGAGCACCUACAUCCAGGCAGACGCCAUGAAAGUGGAGUUUCCAGAGAUGAUGUCGGAGGUCAUUGCCUCCCAGCUUCCCAAGGUCCUGGCAGGAAUGGUGAGGCCCCUCAUAUUCCACGCCAAAUGAUGAUGCCAGCUCAGACAUCGAAAAUCUGCGGAGACAUCUUUUGACUGGAUUAUUCACAACACAAUUACUGGAUUCUUUCUAGCUUUCACUAUCGUAGUCAGUCAUCUGUGCUUUUCCAAAGUGGAAGAAUG